AACCACCAAGCUGGGAUUGGGUGCAAGAAAAUGAGGAGAAGACGACUCGAUUUAUCAUUCGAAGGCAGUAUUUUGUGUAGAUGAUCCGGUAAUUAGACCGGUGACCUAUUUCAUGACUUGCCCUCAAAUAUUUCGAGCAAAUCAAGAGCAAUGGCUCUUCGACCUCUGAUUGCUAUCUGCGGUACCACCGGUGUCGGUAAAUCCAAGCUUGCUAUUGAAAUAGCGCAGCAUAUUGCCAAGCAAGAGGCAUGGGAGGGUGCCGAAAUCAUAAAUGCAGACGCCAUGCAGGUAUACGCUGGCAUGGACGUGAUCACGAACAAGGUUACAGAAUCCGAAAUGCAAGGAAUUAAGCACCAUCUCAUGGGAUUCAGGCAGCCCGGAGAGCAAUAUGUCGUCGGCCAAUGGGUCCAAGAUGCGAUCAAAAUAAUCAGUGACAUACAUUGUGCCAAUAAAAUCCCAAUAGUUGUUGGGGGCACGUCAUACUGGAUCCAGCAUUUACUUUUUCCAAACCGCCUGUCCAACGAGAAGAUUACUGACAAGAAGGGGCCACAGGCUGCAGUCAUGUCAGAAGAACUUGCUCGUUCUUUUAGAACUUUGCCACCAGAAUUGCAGGAUCUGUUCAAUUCGUUUCCAAAACAACCCCCCCUCGCCAGCGUUGAUCCGGAACAGUCUCUAUCUCUUCAUAGAUUGCUAUCCACUCUUGACGAUCGUGUGGGAGCAAGGUGGCAUUGGAAAGAUACUCGUAAAGUCCACCGAAGUCUCUGUAUCAUCCGGGAAACCGGCCGCAAAGCCAGCGAAAUGAUCAGCAAUCAAUCUGAAAACACAGUCGUAGCUAGAUAUCGCGCCCUAUGUCUUUGGCCAUAUGCCAAACCCGCCGUGUUGCAUCCGCGACUAAAUUCACGCGUCGAUACAAUGAUAACACGCGGCCUCCUUGAUGAAGUUCGGGCGCUACAGCAUAUCGCAAUCUCUGAUCGGCAAACCGUAACCGACGAAUCAUCCGCGGACUACACCUUGGGCAUUUAUCAAUCGAUAGGAUACAGGGAAUUCCACGGCUGUAUAUCCUCGCCUGUUCCGAGUGACGAUGCUUUCAACGUGGCUGUAGAAAACAUGAAGAUAUCGACUCGGCAAUAUGCCAAACGGCAAGUAUCUUGGAUCCGUAACAAGUUACUCCCUGCGAUAAAGGCGGCCAAUGCUAUUGAAGAAACGGUCUUUCCCUACCUGCUGGACGCUUCUGAUGUCGAAAAUGGCUGGUCUUCAAACGUUGAAGAUCUCGCGAUGCAGAUCACUGAUGAUUUCCUCCGCGGAAAGCUCCACCUGGAUCCUUUAUCCUUGUCCGAUGUCGCUCGAGAAAUGCUUACCGUUGAAGAGAAAGCGACAGAUCCAUUGUUUGUUCUAACCGCGCGUCGAAAAAUGAUAUGUGAAGUCUGCACCGCCAACAAGAACGAACCUGUCAUGGUCGAGGAAGGGCGAGAAUGGGAGGUUCACACAAAGACACGAAGUCAUAAAAGCUGCGAUCGCAAGGCUAAAGCAACAUUUCACGGAUAUAGGUACGGGAAGAAGAUCGAACGCAUCGAUACCACCGAAUCACAAGCUUCUUGACUUUAUUAUCAUACACAUGCU
Molecule: messenger RNA, 1620 nt
Organism: Guyanagaster necrorhizus
Lineage: Eukaryota; Fungi; Basidiomycota; Agaricomycetes; Agaricales; Physalacriaceae
Product: tRNA isopentenyltransferase
Exons: 8
Coding region: 151-1599 (482 amino acids)
Biological process (GO): tRNA modification
Cellular component (GO): mitochondrion
Molecular function (GO): tRNA dimethylallyltransferase activity
Source: RefSeq, a predicted model, not a curated record